AUGCCCGUGCAUAUCUAUGGCAUCCAUCCGCUUAUCGUGUUCCUACUCGCGUUGGUUGGUGGCUAUGCUUUUUUCGUCUCUAUUUUUACACUGGCCCCUUUUAACGCCGGUGCGCCUAUUUUCCAACUUGCCAAAUCGCAGGCUUUUGCAGCGAUCGUUGAAUGCACAGACACCGCAAAUGGCGUAGGAUGUUUCUCCAAGCAUCGCGGUGCUUUGAAGAAGGAGGCUAGAGGAAAACUAUCGGUUAUUUCCCAGGCCCAGAUCGAAGAUUGCCUCGAUCUCGCAUCAAAAAACGCAAACGAUUUGGCCCUCAUCUUAAACAUUCAGACAUGUUUUCACCAGGCAGAUAUUCUUGAACGUGCGACUCAGUUUAACCGUACCAGUAAUACACACAGUUGGUGGUCCAUAAUCGGGGUUUCCAUCAGUCUCUUUAUUCAGGUUUUCAUAGCCCUUCAUGGAUUCAUCACCUUUGUACUACGUAGCAAGGAAACAGAGAAGCAAAACACCACCAUCCGCAACUUGGCGGAAAACGCAGAACAUAUGAACGAAAAACAGAUCUCCAUAUAUAAAUCAGUUUCGAGUUUGACAUCGAGCGUGAAUUCGGAAACGAAAAACCUUCAGGGUCGGCUUAACAAGGGUGGUGAUGUUCGGAGAGAAUUGGAGCGAGUCAGUUUGGGGGUGGCGGAAAACUUUGAAGAUAUCCAGAAGCUAAAGUCAUUGGUUGCGGUAGUAGAAGAGGAAGAUGAAAACUCCAGAAUAGCGAAGAAAUGGGUAUCGAGUGGUAACAGGUGGUCAUACCCGGCGUCGUCACUAUCACCGGCUAUCCCCAAGAAUUUCGGAGGGCUAAGUGAGCGACUGGAAAAUAUCCCGCAAUUAAUCCAAAACAGCCAAGAUCGUAACGGAUGUGAGGUUAAUAAUGGUACAAGUAGCCACCCACUCCUGGCAAAGCUUGGUGACCGGGUUUUUGAUCUAGCCUCACCAAAAGGAAUAGAGGAGUGGCGGAAUUAUGUUCGGAACAUGCCAAAGAGUAAGUCUCCGAGGAGUGUCCCUAAAACUUCCAACCCUCCGAGAGUUCCCUUUGCAAUCGGAGAAUUUACAAGUGCUCUCAGCCGGGGGGAAAUUCACAUUAAAAAGUACAAUAAGGCCGGUCAGCCACAUCGCCGACUCUUUCUUCCAGGUAGGGGGUGGAUAACCGCUAAAAGGUUAGAGGAAGAGGGAAUUCGGGUACAUCUGGGUACCCCACUUGAAGAGCCUCCCGAAAACAAUAGGCAAGGUUGAAGCUAACGGCAGCCGGCGGUACCUUCCGGUGUCCAGAUAACAGCGGUGUUUAUUCGAUUUAGAACUUCGAUAGAUGGAGCAAUAAUGGUUGUGAAAAUACAUGCUGAU
Molecule: messenger RNA, 1386 nt
Organism: Babjeviella inositovora NRRL Y-12698
Lineage: Eukaryota; Fungi; Ascomycota; Pichiomycetes; Serinales
Exons: 2
Coding region: 1-1278 (425 amino acids)
Source: RefSeq, a predicted model, not a curated record